Venustampulla echinocandica is the source of this 306-nucleotide messenger RNA. RefSeq lists its product as uncharacterized. The record is from RefSeq and is a predicted model, not a curated record. NCBI's taxonomy places the organism in Eukaryota, Fungi, Ascomycota, Leotiomycetes, Helotiales, Pleuroascaceae. The coding region runs from base 1 to 306 and encodes 101 amino acids. The transcript has a single exon.
AUGCCUUUCAGCCGCCUCGCCCUCCUCAAUCUCGUACGUCCAAGGUUGGGUCCUAAUUAUCGACUCAAUCACAGCAGACGGAGGCUUUACCACGACGCAAAAGCUACCUUGUUCGACCCGCGCCCUGGAGCUGGACCCAUUAGCAAGGCUGUGGAGAUUAAAAUUGGCGAUCUCGAUGAAGCUUAUGUUAUAGUCGCGCCUGAAAUUGGUAGUAUCUUGGCUGGCAGACCGCUUCCAGAUGGCACAGCAGUCGAAGUACCUCUAACUUUCUUUCAUCGCACAAAACACUUCGCCAUUGGUAGUUAA